UUUUUCCCCACUGUUCAAGACUCAAUAAAAAAUUAGGCAGCCUGGUAAUAGGAUUUCUUAUCCAAUUCAAUAUUUCUUAGCCAUUGGUGAUCGCUUAACGACCGUUAACUCAACUAGAGCUCUUGCAGUUUUACACCGCUGAUUUUAACAUUACUGCGUGAAACCUUUCGGACUUAUUUUCAAAUUACUCUCUCGUUUGUUCGAAUAACCAUAUUUUUUUAUUUUUUGUCGACCACCUGUUUACAUAAAAGAAACGAGAUGAAGAUUGCAUACGAAGUUUUCUUUGUCAUUAUAUACAUCCACUUCGCCUAUUCUCAGAAUAUACAAACAGCCGUAAAAGAUGUUGGUGGAGUUGUUGAAAUGAAAUGUUCGGUUUUCAAUACAAGCGGAGUUCCUGUCGCAUGGAUAAAAUUUGAUAAAGAACAGCCCACUAAAACCUCUGUACUAUCGAUUGGAAAAAAACUUAUUGUUCGAAAUCCAAGAUUUUCAGUAGAAGUUGGAGUCGGAAAUAGUAGUUAUACAUAUAAGAUUCAGAAUAUACGUGACACUGAUAUAGCAUCCUAUCGUUGCGUAGUGAUGUGUGAUGUCGACGACGGCAUCAAUACGUCUGCAGAUAUUGAGUUGGAAGUGAAUCGGUCUCCAAGCAUUUUAAAAUUUUCUUCGUCUCCGGCCACAUUAAUCGCGAGGGAAGGUCGGCCGUCGAAACUAGAAUGUUAUGCCGACGGAUACCCUGAACCAAAAGUUACAUGGAGCCGACAAUUUAAUGGAAUUUUAACGACAGGAGGAAAGUUUUAUAGAGGUAAUGUCUUACUCUUUCCUAAUGUAACAAAAGAUGACCGCGGAACUUAUUUCUGUGAUGCGAUGAACAGUGAUGGCAAAGGUGUGCGGCACAUGGUUGAAUUUCAUGUAGCAUUUGCCCCAGUGAUAACAGUUUCAAAUAUUAUGUAUACUCAUAGAGAACUUUCAAAACCAAACAUGGAUGUCCAAUGCCUUGUUGAAGCUUAUCCUGCUCCGAAAAUUGAUUGGCUCUAUAACGGUGUUGUACUCCUCAACGAUAAAUACAAUAGAAUUGAGGGAAACACUACUGAUCAUACUGAUCACCAGUUCAGUUUUUCGAGUUUAAGUUUUCUAAAAAAUAAUUACGAUCAACACGGGAAAUACACAUGUAAAGCCCAGAACGAAAUUGGUACGGCUGAAGUCACAGUUAUUGAACGACCAUGCACAAAAUCAAAUUGUGAUCCUAGACGAGUUCAUCAUAAAAAUUUACCUAAUUUUUAUGGAUUAACACCUUAACAAAUAUAUUUUGCAUUAAACGUAAUAUCAUUAUAUACA
Messenger RNA from Melanaphis sacchari, 1332 nucleotides. RefSeq names its product lachesin-like. NCBI's taxonomy places the organism in Eukaryota, Metazoa, Arthropoda, Insecta, Hemiptera, Aphididae. Bases 259 to 1293 code for a protein of 344 amino acids. Gene Ontology annotation, cellular component: neuron projection. The transcript is spliced from 6 exons. The record is from RefSeq and is a predicted model, not a curated record.